Molecule: messenger RNA, 948 nt
Organism: Olea europaea var. sylvestris
Lineage: Eukaryota; Viridiplantae; Streptophyta; Magnoliopsida; Lamiales; Oleaceae
Product: cytokinin hydroxylase-like
Exons: 2
Coding region: 1-876 (291 amino acids)
Molecular function (GO): iron ion binding; monooxygenase activity; heme binding
Source: RefSeq, a predicted model, not a curated record
AUGGGACGAAGAGAGUAUUACUUAUUAACUUUUUUUUUUCUUUCAGUAAUUAAUUGUACAUUUUUCUGCAGAUUUUUUCCAAGCAAAUACAAUAGAGACAUAAAAUCUCUAAACGAGGAAGUGGAAAGAUUACUAAUGGAGAUCAUAAAAAGUCGAAAAUAUUGCAUAGAAAUCGGUCGAGUGAGUUCAUAUGGAAAUGAUUUACUUGGGAUGUUGCUAAAUGAAAUGCAAAAAAGGAAAUCAAGCACUGGAUUUAGCAUAAACCUACAAUUAAUCAUGGAUGAAUGCAAAACAUUCUUUUUUGCUGGACAUGAAACUACAGCUUUAUUACUCACUUGGACAGUUAUGCUACUUGCUAGCAAUACUUCUUGGCAAGAAAAAGUUCGUGCUGAGGUGAACCAGGUCAGCAAUGAUGGUUCACCCUCUGUUGAUCACCUCUUAAAGCUCCCUUUGUUGAACAUGGUGAUAAAUGAAUCACUCCGUCUAUAUCCACCAGCAACCGUUAUGCCUCGAAUGGCAUUUGACGACAUCAAACUCGGGGAUCUUCACAUCCCGAAGGGACUUUCAAUUUGGAUUCCAGUUCUUGCCAUACAUCACAGUGAAGAAAUAUGGGGCAAAGAUGUAAAUGAAUUCAACCCUGAUCGUUUUGCAUCAAAGUCAUUUGCCCCUGGACGCCAUUUCAUCCCAUUUGCUACUGGUCCAAGAAAUUGUAUAGGCCAAUCCUUUGCCCUAAUGGAAGCCAAGAUUAUAUUAGCCAUGUUAAUAUCAAAAUUCUCCUUUACUAUUUCAGAUAAUUACCACCAUGCCCCCGUUAGUGUUCUUACGAUAAAACCCAAGUAUGGAGUUCAAAUAUGCUUGAAUCCCUUGAAUCCAUAAACAAUUUGGGUUUGAGAUCAAAUUUUGUUAAUUUUCUUGGUUUUUGAUACAUGAGAUUAAGAUUUCAAGAGA